GCUCAAUUGCACCAAAACACACUUCAAACCUCUUUUAGCGGCAUUUUUUCUUUCUUUCUGUGUAGCUCUAGAAACCUCGUCACACGUGUACCGGAAUAAGACAAAGGACCGUUCAAUCAAUGCCUCACCCGGCUGUGUUGAUAUUGCAAGCCCUUGUUCUUUAUGCAAGAUACCCCUUCCAUAGUCGAUGCAUAGACGCCUGCACCAUUGCUGUUUCUAUUUCAUUCCCGUCCCACACCCAAGCUCUGGACAUUGACUCCCAUUCACGUUUCCUGGAAUAACUGGGUUCGUCUAUCCCGGUCAAGAUGGCAGUUGCGCUUGCUACGCGUCUAUAAAUAUUCGGACGCCUCCCCUAAGUGGGCCUCUACGUAGUUUUCUCACGCCCCUCCAUAUCAAUAUAAAAUGAGAGCUUCCACCGUUUCUGCCGCUACUUUGUAUGCUGCCUCGUUGGUCCUUGCUAUUGGAGACACCUCUGACCCAGACGCUAACCCAUGCUACAUCACCGCUUUCGUAGAUGACUUCAAGGCUCACAUGGGCGAUUACGCUCCAUACACCAACCAGAUUCCAGCCAACUUGUUGAGUUUCGCUAUGAUGGCCGAAACCUACACCGACAACUCUUACACCACCUUGUUGGGUGACAACUUCGACUACGCUGAGGUUGAGUCUGUCGUUACCUUAUUCCCCUUCUACUCCACUAGAUUGGCCCCAGCCUUGGAAGCUGGCUCCUACCAGUGUAACCAGGCCCGCAAGAAGGCCAAUGCUGCUUCCGCCGCUGGCGUGUACACCACCUACACUACCGAAAUUGACUCAACCGCUGCUAACGGUGAUGUUUCAAAGGAAACCGUGGUUGUUAUUGUCACCUCUGAUUCUAAUGGUUCUUUAAGUACCACUACUUCAGACGUGGCUGGCGGUCCUUACACCACUUACACCACUGGUGUUGCUGUCACUGCCGCUAAUGGUGACGUUUCUACCGAGUCCGUAGUUGUUGUUGUCACCUCUGACUCCAAUGGUUCUUUGACCACUAUUACCGAAGGCGGUAGUGGUUACACCACCUACACCACCGAAAUUGACUCUACUGCUACUAACGGUGAUGUUUCAAAGGAAACCAUGGUUGUCAUUGUCACUUCCGAUUCUAACGGUUCAUUGACCACUAUCUCCUCCAACGCCGGCAGUAAUGGUGAAACCACCUACACUACCGGUGUUGCUGUCACUAACUCCAACGGUGAUGUUUCUACCGAAACCAAGGCUGUGGUUGUAGCCACCAACGCCGGUGGCUCUUUAACCACCUUCACCACCGAUGCCAGUGGUAAUGGUAACGGUAAAACCACCUACACCACUGGUAUCGCUGUUACCAACUCUAACGGUGAUGUUUCUACCGAAACCAAGGCUGUGGUUGCUGUGGUUGUAGCCACUAACUCCGAUGGUUCUUUAACCACCAUCACCACCGAUGCCAGCAGUAGUGAUGACUCUACCACCACCCUCACCGAUGUUGUCAGCGGCUCUAGCUCUUCUGAUGAUUCCACCACUACCCUCACCGAUGUCGUUAGCGGCUCGAGCUCCUCUGAUGACUCCACCACCACCCUAACCGAUGUCGUCAGUGGUCCUAGCUCUUCUGAUGACUCCACCACCACCCUCACCGAUGUCGUUAGCGGCUCUAGCUCUUCUGAUGACUCCACCACAACCAUCACCGAUGUCAAAUCCGCUUCUAGCGAUGCCACCACCACUCACACCACUACCCGUACCAACGCCGCUGUUGUUCAAGCUGCUGGUGCCGGUUCUGCUGCCCUUUUCGGUUUGGCCGGUUUGUUGUUGUUAUAAGUCUU
This is a messenger RNA of Babjeviella inositovora NRRL Y-12698, 1823 nucleotides long. RefSeq lists its product as uncharacterized. The record is from RefSeq and is a predicted model, not a curated record. The transcript is spliced from 2 exons. NCBI's taxonomy places the organism in Eukaryota, Fungi, Ascomycota, Pichiomycetes, Serinales. The coding region runs from base 403 to 1818 and encodes 471 amino acids.